AAAAGUUGACCAAAUCACCAAAAUUCCAAUUAAAAAAAGUGACCAAAUCACGAAAUCACCAAAAUUAAUUCCAAUUAAAAAGACUUGACUUAUAAAAACCAAACAAAAUUCAAUUCAAAACCCCAAUCGGAAUCACACCUGCAAUUCCUACAUUCCGAUCUCUGUUUUCACUUCAAAAUCAGUAACCAAAAUGUGUGGAAUUUUCGCAUACCUCAAUUACGAUGUCAACAGAGACAGACGAUACAUACUUGAAGUUCUCUUCAACGGUUUACGUCGAUUGGAAUACAGAGGUUACGAUUCCGCCGGAAUUUCCAUUGAUUCUUCUUCCGUCGCCGCCGCCGCUCUCCGCCCCUGUCAUUCGCCUCUUGUCUUCCGGCAAGAAGGAAACAUCGAAUCGCUGGUUAAAUCCGUCUAUGAAGAGGUCUCUGCUACAGAUUUGAAUCUAGAUGAAUCUUUUUCUGUUCAUGCUGGAAUUGCACACACCCGGUGGGCAACCCAUGGAGAACCAGCUCCAAGAAAUAGUCAUCCUCAGUCAUCCGGUGCUGAAAAUGAUUUCUUGGUUGUUCACAAUGGAGUUAUCACCAAUUACAAGGUGUUACAACAAUCUCUUAUUCGGCAUGGAUUUACUUUCGAAUCUGAAACCGAUACCGAGGUGAUCCCAAAGCUAGCAAAGUUUGUUUUUGACAAAGCAAUUGAAGGAGGUGAUCAAACCGUCACGUUCAGUGAAGUGGUGCUUGAGGUUAUGAGACAUCUUGAAGGAGCCUAUGCACUUAUUUUCAAAAGCCGACAUUAUCCAAAUGAGUUGAUUGCUUGUAAACGUGGUAGUCCGCUGCUUCUUGGUGUGAAAGAAUAUGCUGAAGAACAGAACAAUGGGACAACCUAUAAUGACAUGAAAUUUAUUUCAAAAAAUGGUCACCCUAAAGAACUUUUUCUAUCUAGCGAUCCACAUGCCCUUGUUGAACACACAAAAAAGGUGUUGGUGAUCGAGGAUAGUGAAGUUGUUGACAUUAAGGACGGAGGAGUGACGAUCCUCAAGUUCGAACACGGGAAAAGGAAAGACGGAAAAUCUGUUUCAAGACCCGCUUCUGUGCAACGCGCAUUAUCCAUUCUUGAAAUGGAGGUUGAACAAAUAAGCAAGGGUAAAUACGAACAUUACAUGCAGAAAGAAAUUCACGAGCAACCAGAAUCCUUAACGACAACAAUGCGUGGGCGGCUUAUACGUGACGGCUCCAGCAAAAGGAAGAGCGUCCUGUUGGGUGGACUCAAGGAUCAUCUGAAAACCAUCAGAAGAAGCAGACGGAUUGUUUUCAUUGGAUGUGGUACUAGCUAUAAUGCCGCUUUAGCUGCCAGACCUAUAUUGGAAGAACUUUGUGGUAUACCUGUUAUGAUGGAGAUUGCAAGUGAUCUGCUGGAUAGGCAAGCGCCUGUAUACAGAGAUGAUACAAUACUAUUCGUAAGUCAAUCUGGUGAAACAGCUGAUACAUUAAACGCCCUUGAAUACGCUCUGGAAAACGGUGCUUUAUGUGUUGGCAUCACAAACACUGUCGGUAGUUCUAUUGCCCGCAAUACGCACUGUGGUGUACAUAUCAAUGCUGGGAGUGAGAUUGGUGUGGCAAGUACCAAGGCGUAUACAAGUCAAAUAGUGGUGAUGGCUAUGGUGGCUCUAGCGAUCGGUGCUGACAGCAUUUCCACUAAACAACGAAGAGAGGGUAUAAUAGACAGUCUUCUAAGCUUGCCAGGCAAAAUCAGGGAAGUACUGAAGCUUGAUGAAGAGAUGAAAGAUCUUGCAAGAUCACUGAUUUCCGAGCAGUCACUUCUUAUGUUUGGAAGAGGAUAUAACUACGCAACCGCUCUCGAGGGUGCCUUGAAGGUCAAGGAAGUGGCACUUAUGCAUAGUGAAGGGAUACUUGCUGGUGAAAUGAAACAUGGUCCUUUAGCUUUAGUUGACGAAAAUCUCCCUAUUGUCGUCAUUGCUACUCGUGAUCAAUGUUUCAGCAAACAGCAGUCGGUUAUUCAGCAACUUAAGGCUCGAAAAGGUCGACUGAUAGUGAUGUGUACUGAAGGAGAUGCAGAAGCUGUGUGCGGUGGAUCCUGUCCAGUAAUUGAGGUUCCUCAUAUUGUUGAUUGCUUACAACCUGUUGUCAACAUAGUUCCAUUGCAGUUAUUGGCUUAUCAUUUAACCGUUUUACGGGGAUACAAUGUCGACCAGCCAAGGAAUCUUGCAAAGAGCGUGACAACCGAAUGAGAAGAGUGUUUUGUUAACUGCAGUCUCAUAUGUCAACAAUAACCAUUUUUUUGUUGCUUGGUAUAUAGAGCGAUUGAACCGAAUGUAGGUGACAAUGCAUUUGAUUGUGUGAGGGAUUAGGUUGUAACAGCGGUUUGACAUAGAUGAAGAUGAAGAUGUAGCAGGUAAGACAUCCAUAUCCAAAGUUAUAAGUUUUAGUUUCAAACAAUUUACAUGGAAAUGGUUCGAUACUUCAUUAAAAAAAUCCAAUUAUUAUUGAAGUUAUUCAGUUUUGAAUUUA
Helianthus annuus (common sunflower) is the source of this 2525-nucleotide messenger RNA. RefSeq names its product glutamine--fructose-6-phosphate aminotransferase [isomerizing] 2. Lineage: Eukaryota; Viridiplantae; Streptophyta; Magnoliopsida; Asterales; Asteraceae. Bases 191 to 2245 code for a protein of 684 amino acids. Gene Ontology annotation, molecular function: carbohydrate derivative binding; L-glutamine:D-fructose-6-phosphate transaminase (isomerizing) activity. Gene Ontology annotation, biological process: UDP-N-acetylglucosamine metabolic process; fructose 6-phosphate metabolic process; protein N-linked glycosylation. The transcript has 11 exons. The record is from RefSeq and is a predicted model, not a curated record.